Molecule: messenger RNA, 1628 nt
Organism: Eutrema salsugineum
Lineage: Eukaryota; Viridiplantae; Streptophyta; Magnoliopsida; Brassicales; Brassicaceae
Product: lysM domain-containing GPI-anchored protein 2
Exons: 5
Coding region: 212-1486 (424 amino acids)
Source: RefSeq, a predicted model, not a curated record
GAGGACGAAGAGAUUUCCAAACCCAAAAUCACCUGUAAUCUUGUUUCUGAGCUUCUUCUUUUGUUGCUUGUACUCUCCGCUGAUACUAGCAUUUUCCAGAAAAAGAGAGAGUGAGUGUGUGUGUGUGUGUGUAAAAACCUUACAAAUUCUGAAAUUCGUAAAACCCUAGCAAUUACCUGUUUUAUUUUCUGUUGUGGAAGGGAAAUCAGAUAUGAAGAACCCAGAAAAACCCUUACUUUUAUUUCUAAUUCUAGCUUCGAGCUUAUCUUCAAUGGCGACUGCAAAAUCCACAAUAGAGCCCUGCUCCACGAGCGACACUUGUAAUUCAUUGCUCGGGUACACACUCUACGCCGAUCUCAAAGUAACAGAAGUCGCAUCCCUCUUCCAAGUGGACCCAAUCUCCGUGCUCCUCUCCAACUCCAUCGAUAUCUCUUACCCAGACGUCGAGAACCAUGUCCUCCCCUCAAACCUCUUCCUCAAAAUCCCAAUCACUUGCUCAUGUGUCGACGGAAUCAGGAAAUCCCUCUCUACCCAUUACAAAACCCGUACUUCCGACACCCUAGGAUCGAUCGCCGACUCUGUUUACGGUGGUCUGGUCUCGCCGGAGCAGAUUCAGGUGGCGAAUCCGGCGAUUGAAUCUUCUACUCUCGAUGUAGGUACAAGCCUUGUGAUUCCCCUUCCUUGCGCUUGCUUCAAUGGUACCGACGAAUCUCUCCCGGCACUUUAUCUAUCUUACGUUGUGAGACCAAUCGAUACAAUGACUGGAAUCGCAAAGAGAUUCUCGACCUCUGUUACGGAUUUAACAAACGUCAAUGCCAUGGGAGCUCCUGAUAUCAAUCCCGGCGAUAUCCUCGCUGUCCCAUUGCUAGCUUGUGGUUCGAAUUUCCCCAAAUACGCUACGGAUUACGGAUUGAUCAUUCCAAAUGGAAGCUAUGCCCUCACCGCAGGCCACUGUGUACAAUGCAGCUGUGCACUCGGAAGCCGCAGUAUGUAUUGUGAGCCUGCUUCUUUGGCAGUCUCUUGCUCUAGUAUGCAAUGUAGAAACAGCAAGUUCAUGCUUGGGAACAUCACUUCGCAGCAGAGUAGCGCUGGUUGUAAACUUACUACUUGUAGUUACAACGGUUUCGCUAAUGGCACUAUCUUGACCACGUUAUCCAUGUCUCUCCAACCUCGAUGUCCCGGACCUCAACAGUUAGCGCCGCUUUUAGCCCCACCUGAUACUGUUCCAAAGGAACUGAUGUAUGCACCUUCACCUUCACCUUCACCUACACCUACACCUUCACCAGAGUCUGACGGUGUCGUUGGUGGAGGAUCCAUUGCAGCUUCACCAAGAGGAUCUACGGUUUCUUCAAGCAGUUCGAUUCCGGGCAAUCCAGCUAAUGGUCCCGCCGGGAGUAUCUCUAUUGCUUCUUCCUCAUUGAGCUAUUUCUCAUUCGUUGCGUUUUUGAUCUCCAUUGCUUCUUACUCUUUAGUUUUCUUGGUUUGAUGCAAGAAGAUUUUUUUAUCUCCAUUGCUUCUUACUCUUUAGUUUUCUUGGUGUGAUGCAAGAAGAUCUCAUCAUUAGCCCUUUUUUUUGUUUGUUCAAUUAUAUAAGCACUAGUGAUUGAAUCAACUUGGUAUCGAUGGAA